This is a messenger RNA of Stylonychia lemnae, 513 nucleotides long. The record is from the annotation of a GenBank genome assembly. Lineage: Eukaryota; Ciliophora; Spirotrichea; Sporadotrichida; Oxytrichidae.
AUGGAAAAAUAAUCGAAGGAGUAAUCUGAAAUAACAUAUAGAUCACCAUAAGAUUGGAGGGAGAGAUUCAAGUAAGAAGGUUCAAGAGCUCUCUCUUAAGUCCAUAUGCAGUAUGAUGAGUAAAAGAAGACUGAUUGGUCAAUUAUAUCUAAUGGCUUACUUAACCCAUACAAUACUCAGUUAUAAAAGAUUCUCAAUAAUUUGAACUAGAAUUAAGUUUCAUUAGAGCAGUUGAAGGAAAAUGUAGGCUAGGUAAACAGUAAGAAUAAGAUUAUUUUGGCACUUUCGAGACGAUUUAAAGACAAAAUUUUUGACUAGCUUGCAAAAGACCGAUAGGAUCAAUCAGAUGAAUUUUAAAAUAAGCCCAGUAUUUUCAGAAGAUUAGCAAUAAGUCUAUAGAUGAAAUUAAAGCAAAUGAUUGAGGAAGAAAUGAAAAAAAUGAAGGUACCUAAAAAUAUUACUGAACUGAGAGACAAAGUAGACAGCUUGCUUGAGGAGUAAAAGCAAUCAUGA